Molecule: messenger RNA, 4813 nt
Organism: Ailuropoda melanoleuca (giant panda)
Lineage: Eukaryota; Metazoa; Chordata; Mammalia; Carnivora; Ursidae
Gene: EFHC2
Product: EF-hand domain containing 2
Exons: 15
Coding region: 102-2342 (746 amino acids)
Biological process (GO): regulation of neuron projection development
Cellular component (GO): microtubule
Source: RefSeq, a predicted model, not a curated record
CGUUUCUAGGUAACGUGAGGGGGUUUAAACAACGCGGCCGCAAGGCGGCCGCUCCCUGCUGGCCCCUCUUCUAGGCCCUUGACCCUCGGAGGCUGAGAGCCAUGGCCCUGCCGCUGCUGCCUGGCAACAGUUUCAACCGCAACGUGGGAAAGGAGAAGUUCCACAAAUCUCAGCAUUGGGGCUUUUGCAACAAUGUGAGCAUGCUGGUGAGCGAGGAUAAACCCGGAAUUGGUGGAGAACUGCUUCUCGGGCAAAAGAUGCAGCCUAAAUAUAGUGUAUUUCCUAAAGGAAUGGGAAGUGAUGCGCCAUCCUGGGUAGCUUUUGAUAAGCAGGUAUUAUCUUUCGAUGCCUAUUUAGAAGAUGAAGUGCCUGAUAAACGCCAAGAAAACUACAGAAUAAGAUGCUAUAAAAUCUACUUCUACCUUGAAGAUGACACAAUUCAAGUAAACGAACCAGAGUUGAAAAAUAGUGGAAUGCCUCAAGGGACCUUUAUCCGACGUCAUCGGAUUUCGCUCCCGCCUCCUGAUGACGAUCAGUUUUAUACUAUGCAUCAUUUCAAUAUUAACAUAGACAUCGUCUUCUAUGGCCGGACAUUCAAGAUUUAUGACUGUGAUACGUUCACAAAAAACUUUUUGAAGAAAAUCGGAGUCAAAGUAAACCCCCCGGGACAGUGUCCAGAAGAUCCUUACAUGAAGAUGCGGAGAGAGACGCUAGACUGCAGGGAGCCCUUACGUCCCUAUGAGUCCUUUGACACCCUGAAACAGUUCCUUGAGUACGACAGGAAGGUUUUACGUUUUUUCUGCCUAUGGGACGACUCAGCCUCGAUGUUUGGGGACCGUCGGGAGCUCAUUCUGCAUUACUUUCUGUCUGAUGAUACCGUUGAAGUCAAAGAAGUGAUGCUGCACAACUCUGGCCGGGAUCCUAUGUUCCUCCAGCGGAGAAAGCUCCCCAAGUAUGGCCCACCUGGAGUCUAUCAGCCAGGCCAGAUAACAGAUCGAACCGUUCUUAAUAUGUACGGUGGCUUGAGAGUGAACCGAGUGGAUGGCUACCUGUUGGAUAAAUAUAUGCUUGGAAAAGUAGAUGAAGAGUUUUACAAAGAUAGUGACCUGUUCAUAGGAGCCACCAUCAACGUGUGGGGAAGGAAAGUGCUUCUUUGUGACUGUGAUGAAUUUACGAAGAAGUAUUACAAGACGAAAUAUGGAAUUGAGAACUUCACCUCGAUUCCAUGCGAGGCUCCACCUCCUCCAAAAAUAGAAAGGAAAUUUCCACCUUACACCGGCUUUGGUUCUGAAGAGGAUUCUCUCCGGUCCUGCAUAGGCCUCGUGCUCAAACCUUACCAGAGGAACUUCAAGAAGUUCAUGGAAAAAGACAGCUAUGGCAAUAUAAGCAAUACACUCCGGUUUUUUGGAAAACUCUUCACACAUAAAUGUGCCGACCUGAACAGGAUGUUUGUUAUUUCGUACUUUCUCAGUGAUGACACGAUUUCAGUGUUUGAGCCGAUAGAGAGGAAUUCAGGGAUUACUGGUGGGAAGUUCUUGAAAAGAAUCCGUGUGAAGAAGCCCGGACAAGAGGUCUUUAAAAGUGAACUAUCAGAAUAUAUCAAGGCCGAGGAGCUGUAUAUCGGAGCCAAAGUGAACGUGAAUGGCUACCUGUUUCUUUUGGUCAAUGCCGACGAGUACACCUUAAACUACAUGGAAACGAAUUCGGAUAAGUUUCCCAUGAGCAGCAUUGAACUUAUCCUAGAAAAGCUGAAAGAAGAAGAAUCAAAAUCCGGAGAGAUCAGGAAGGUAUUUAUAGCGGCUGACUCUAAGCACAGGAAGAUGGUGGAUUAUAAUACAUUCAGAGACAUAAUACUGAGUCUAACUGUUGGGAAACUCACAGAGCAUGAAGUUAUAACCCUUGCACGUCACUACCAGGUGCCUGAGGACACGCGUCCUGAUAUGAAUGUCCUAAUGGCACAGGCCCAUGAACAGCUCAAGAAAAACACUUUUGAGAAUUUUGAAAGACUCAUUGCUACUUGCGUAUAUGAAGAUCGAGAAAAAAAGAAAGUAUUACCCAGCAAAGACAUCAAAAGGCUGUGCAAGUCCUCCAGGUUACCUUUGACUGAUGAUCUUCUGGGAUCCAUACUGUCCGGGUUUAAAGACAGUGAGGAACAAAUAAAUUAUGAGUCAUUUUUCUGCGCCCUGAACUGGAGAAUGAAUCCGAUGCCCGAAUUUGAAGCACCAUCGUACUUGAAAGAGAGAUGUGAAGAUGAGUGGCUUGGGAUGCCAUCACCUAUUCCCGUGAAAUAUGUUAACUACGUACGCAUUUUAAAGGAUGUGUUCGGCUUAGAGGAGGAGUAACCGUAUGCCAAUUUUGGUCACCUCCCUUUGAUUUCCUGCUCUCAUUUUACUAAGUUUAUUUCAGUAGAUAUAAUUUCAUUUAAAAAAAAAACAAGGUUCAUAUUGAAUUGAAAUCUAUAGGCCACAAUUAAUUCCCUUUUGUCAUUUUAGUUUUUCAGAACAUCGUAUUACAUUUCUGAUGUACCAGCAUUAUUUAAAAUGCCAUUUAAAGAAACGUCAAACAUUUUUAUUACAUGUAUGAUUUAUUAAUACCAAAGAAUCUUAUGGUAAUUUUCUAUCCAACAUAAUUUGUUUCGUUGCAACACAAAAAGAAAAUUACUUUUGACAGCUAUACAUGACAAUAUAAAAUCAAAUUAUAUCUGAGCAAUAAGUUGUGAUUCUAUUAAACAUUUCUUGAAAUCUUUUUGACACAUGUUUAUUACUUAUAUAAUUAAGUUUUGUAGCAACCCACCUUAUCAAAAUAAUCCUUAAACCUCUCUAGAGUGAAUGUAUUUAUUUUCUGAAAUUAGCAAAGCUAUGAGAAGGACUCCUGCCCUUGUCCUACAACACACACGCUCACGCUCACACACACACACACACACUCUUGCACACUUAAAAAUUUGAGAGAGAAAUUGAAACAUUUGCAGUGUUUAUAUUUUUAAUGCCCUUUUUAUAUCUAAAGUUAGCUGUUAACUUAGGAUUAUAUGCAUGUGUAUAUAAUUAUAGUAUGGCCAAAAAUGUUUUAUGUCUAAAUUAUUUAGGGAUGUGAAUGCUGAAGAUUUUAAGAGAUCCUUUUUGGUUUGUUCUCCGCACACACGUACCACCCACCCCAGGGGUUUAAAUAUUCUAGGACUAUAGCAUGUUUCCCUCCUGCUUUUUCUCUAGUUGUAUUUUGAUUUUUCUUCUAGGCCUCUACAUUCUGAGUCUCAGCAGAACUUUUGUCAUGUAGUGUAUAUUUGAUUAAAACUCAUCACCACAGACCUCUGGGAAUUCGUUGUGAGAAGUUUGUCCCAAUCUGCCCCAGUCUUUAGUGUUGGAUGCCGUGUACCCUAAAUCCAGGUGCCUGGUGUUCUCAGACACAGUAGAAGCCUGUGGAAAAGGGGGGCUUCCACAUGUGCCUUUUGGGGACUGCUUUGAGGAGGGGAAAAGGAACUGAUGACAUGUCAAGGGCCCCGGCCACCUCAUUAUUCCUUCACUCCACAUUCGUGGCAUCUUGCCUAGAAAUGAGCCAGCUUCUUUGGCACUCAGAGGUACUGAUUUGGUCGACAACAAUGGCCCUUUCUUUCUUUCUUUUUUUAAUUGAAACUAAUCAAUAAACUAUUUCUAUAUAUAAACCUAGGGUCAUUCUCCAUGUGCCUCUGUUAGAAUAGACCCCAUAGGACUUUCCAAUAAACUAGAAUACUCAACUUAUAUACUAGGACCAUUUACCCAUAAAAAUCUAAUUUUGGCUACUUGAUUUUUAUUCCAGUUUUUUUUUUAAGACAACUGACAGUGCCAAGCCAUUUUGUCACUUUAAGAUUUUUCAUUCCCCAGAGAGCAAGCUUUCAGAAGGAUGACACUUUCCUGGAACUUUUCAGGCUGACACGUUUAUCACUUACCUAUUCAACUCUUCAUUCAGUUGUCUUUCCCUCAAGAUUUUAAAGACGUCGAUAAUUUAGCCCUUGUACAGGCUUGUGAUACAGUUCAUUUGAGAAGUGGGAAGAGAAGAGGAGAAGCAGCAAACCAGUGAUAUGUUCUUGAGUUUGUGGGUUGACAAUGGCUUGUUCUAUUACAUAGAUGUGCGUCUCUGCCCUGGUUGUUUGCAGUUCAAGCCCACAAUUAGCAAUUAAGGGGCCAUUAUAGGAAUCAUGCCGAUAAACAUGAUACAUUGCAGCCAUACAGACACUUUAAAUAAUUAUUCUUUUUAUAACUAAAGCAUAUACUGAAGGAGAUUUAUAAUUUAGAGAUAAUAUCCCCAUUAGUAAAGUUUAUGACCCAAUAAACAGCUCCCACUAGUUAAUAAAUGCCAAAGCCGUAAAAACAAAGACUAUUAAUGUAAUAGAAUUUCUGUACCUCCCUCUUUUGCUGGUGGUCUCAAGGCACUGAAGGGAAAUGCUAUCUUAGGGAAAACAUUUAUUCUUGUUAUAUAAAUAUCAAUGAAUUGUCUUACAGUCCAUCUGGAAAUCUCCCAGCCCCGCCUGGGUCCUAGGUGGUCCCCAAAUGCUGAUGUGUUCCGCUUAGGUUUCGAGCCUUAGAUAACUCUGGUUUUCAGCACCAGUGAACCUUGUGACUCAAAUCUUUGUGGGAGGUGGCGAAGACCGGCUGGAGUUUUUGCCUCUUCGUUUCCCUCUGAAAAAGAGAAAUCCCAACUAUUACCAUUAUUUCAGAGGAAGAACUUUGUAAAGUUGCCUGGUUUUGGCAUACACUUAAAUUUUUAGCUGCCUCUUCUCUUUCCUCUGAAAAAGAGAAAUCCCAACUAUUGUCAUUGUUCCUGGGUAAUCAUUUGAAAAGAA